GAAAAAAAAGGGGCUCACGAUCUCUCGGCCGCCACAUUUUCGAAUUGCCGCUCGGCAAGCCCCAAUUUUCGAAAUUCCAAGCCCCAAGCCCAGACCCCGCUCCUCACCCCGCAUCUACGCACCACCACCGGAUCCCCUCCUCGCGCUGCCGCGCCCAUAGCGCCCCAGCCGAUGGCGGCCACCUCCGUCGGCGGCGAGUGGGAGAUCGAAUACGAUGAAGGCUUCGUCUUCAAGCGCCCCCGCGUCCUCUACCCGGAUGGCGCCGAAGAUACCGGCACGGCGGCGCCCUCUACGCCGGCCCCGGACCUCGAGUCCGCCCGCCUCCAGCGCCGCCGCCGCGCGCUCCUCCACCUCCGCGCCAAAUACCAACCGGAGCUCUCCCGCUGGGAGUCCCUCUCCUCCGACAUCCUCGCUCCGCCCACCGCCCCCACCGCAGCUACCUCUGGAGCUUCGUCCGCUUCCCCUCUUCCCCUCACCCCCUCGGCCGCCACAAUCUCCUCGGACCACACUAUCCUCGAUGACUAUCUUGCGGAGGUGGAGGCGCAGGAGGAAAUGCUCAAAAGAGCAUCGCAGAUGUGUGAUGAGAUUGUCGAGUUCUGCAAUGAGUACGAGGCAGCCGUCGUGGAUGCCGUUGCCGCGCUGCCGGUAUGGGGGGAUCCACGCGACCUUGUGAACUCCCUGUGCAGUGGAGAUGAGCAGGCUGCCGGGCAGCCUGUCCCUGGUAUUAAUUAGGCACUGUGCAAUUUAAUUGGGGCCAUUUGUAUUUAACUAGAUAGUUUGCUUUGUUGUGUUUGGUGAAUUGCAGUUCGAUUGGAGGCAGAAACUAGGCUCAAUAGUUGUAGGAUUGGCAGAGAUUUCCUCCUGAUGUACCUGAGGGGGUUGUGGACAUUGCAACUGUGUAACUAAUUUAGGGUAUGUUGGGCUAAAAUAUUUUAGAUUUAUUUUUUAUCAGGUGCUGUCUUAAGUAUUGGAGUUGUACUUGUGUAUGGAAGUCUUUUUGUGCCUGAUUUGCACACGACUUAAUAUGUUUCUUGCCUUCCAAA
Molecule: messenger RNA, 1043 nt
Organism: Aegilops tauschii subsp. strangulata
Lineage: Eukaryota; Viridiplantae; Streptophyta; Magnoliopsida; Poales; Poaceae
Source: RefSeq, a predicted model, not a curated record